Porites lobata is the source of this 4335-nucleotide messenger RNA. The record is from the annotation of a GenBank genome assembly. Lineage: Eukaryota; Metazoa; Cnidaria; Anthozoa; Scleractinia; Poritidae.
AUGUGUACCGAGCAAGAAGUCCGUGUGCAGUUGUUGUUGGCUUUCUUCUUCGUAGCUGCACUUUCCUACCAAGACGUUGAAGGUAUAAAAGAGAAUAUUCAUCCCUGUAUUUCGUUUUUGCAACUUAUUUUUAUUAUUUUUACUUUUUGUGUUUCUAACGCUGAGUAUCAAAACUGGAAUAUGCAAUUUCACCAUUACUACUCCUGGUCUGUUUGCGUGUGAAAAGGUUUCCUUUGAGAAUCCUUUCAAUGGCGGGCAGGAUGUGAAAGUUUUCGUUUCCAAAAGGCACACAACAAAGAAUUAUAGUGGUGGAGAUGGCGCGGCUAUUUGGGUGGAAUCUGUGGAUAAUAAAGAAUUUACAGUUUGUGUUUUAGAGUACGGAGAUGGUUCUAGUGGGACUACGAAAGUGAACUGGAUGGCGCUGCAAUCUGUUCCUGUUGGCGCUCAACUAGACACAGUCUCGUUGGAUUCUUGGACUACUGGAGAAAAGUGUAAAAGGAUCGCCUUUGAAAAGGUUACCUCUGUUUUCCCUUGCGUUUUCGUUAACUUAAUAGUUCUUACUGAUUUAGGUAUUUCUGUUUGCUCAAACCUAAACACAAGAUUUCACUACGUCAUUUUUUUAGCUUUGCUUGACUAAGUGGCUUUAACUUCCUCUUUCUUUAUUUAGCUCGUAAGAGCUGCAGACUUUCCAUUUGACUUCUUCCUUAUAUCUUUAAGUCAUGCGAUAUAACAUUGUUGCAUUAUAAAAUACGAUUCUUUAUUUGUUUACCAAGAUCUUACAUAUAUUGCUACCUCUAUUUUCUUCCAUCAAAGUUAUCUUGCAAUCUGUCCUCCACUUUUCUUGAUCAUGUCAAUUUUUUUAUUUAAAUUAAUACAUCUUUAAAAAGGUUUAACAAUCUUCAUACUUUUGCUAACUUUUGCUCUAAAAAAUUUAGAGAGAAAGUCUAUAUUUCGAUUGCUUUUGUGUCUACGUUGCCAAGUUCAUGAUUAUCGUUUUAUUUGCUGAUUUACAAAUUCUGUGUUUAAUUCGUAAAACUGUUCUUAGUUUUUCAUCUGCACUAGGAAAUUCCAUCCAAUUUGCUUCUUUCAAGUUGAAAAUGAUUUUUCUAUCACACUUCCAUCGUUUUAUAUCAUACCCUUGUUUGUUUGAAAAAGAAAUGUAAUUGAUUAUUUAUUUUCUUCUCUUUUACUUUUUCAGCGUUUCUCAAUUCCUCCGAGCAUCUACGUAACAGCUCGUCACCAAAUUCUCAAGAGACCUCAGGACGCCUUGGCAUUGUGGGUAGAGGAUGUACGCAGAGACGGUUUUAAGGUUUGCCUCAGGGAAACUAAGAUUUUUGAUGGUCUGCAUAAAAACAUCAAGGUGGUAAGUGAAUUCCUUUUGUUACCUGUUACAUGUUUGAAAGUAGACUUACACGACAACCAAGCGGUUCCUCCCUUGCUGCAACUUACAGGGGCUGUGCUUUAGCAGAACCCAGUUGCCCCUGAGCUCUACCUUUGCUCUUUGCCUACUAGGAAUUAGAAAUCGUAGCUUUUUUCAUAGAGAUCCUAUGUUGGGUACCCUGUGAUUUACACAGGUUCACAGCAAUGGGCUAACCUCUCUUAGAAACAACCUUGACUUGAGAAAGAAUAUAUUGAUAACAUUGUUAAUACUUUUUCACUUGUCCUUCAGGACUGGAUAGCAUUUGUUAAGCUGAUGACGCUGAAUUUUACCUUGAUCCAUGGCCUUGUAACAACAAAGAAUAACUCACCACUAAACAAGCAACAAAACAACGCUGUCUGUCAGGUAAAGUAACUAAUCAACAAUACUGUUUUGGUUUCUCAGUCACUUAUAUUCAUAAAUAGAAAAUCUUUCAUACGUUCAUCGAGCUGUAAUGUUGUUAUCGUCAACUAUUUAAUCAACAUAUAUCAUAUACCGCAUGUGUGUAGAAACACUUAAUGACGAUGAUUUUUUUCUUGUUUUUUUAGAUAAUAAAGUUCACUGAUGCUUUUUAUGCCCCUCCGGUAGUAAUGGUUUCACCAAGACUCAGUUACCAUAACAACUCUCGUUUCUCGGUUUCCGCAACUUGUAACGCAGUUACUGCGUGGAUUCAGGUAACAAAUAUGAAACUUGGAGCCAUUUUUCUUAGUCCAUUGCGUCCUUAGGCUGCCUUCUUAUCUUUUCCUGUCGAACUUACUUUUAGAAUUGUCUCUGUUUCAAUUUUUCAUGUCGUUUAAGGAGUCCAAAAAAGUUUUUUUUUGUUUCAUUUUUUCCCAAUUUUUCCAACCAACCUGUGCACGCCACGGUUUCGCUUUCUGAACGACCUUGGUGUACCUAGUGACAUAGUAGUUAAGGUAAGAAAAUACCUGAUGAUGCUUAAUGAUUGAUAAUCUGAUACUUCUUAUGAUUGUGUCUAGCAUACCUUUAGAAACGAAACCGAGGUGUGUAUGAGAAGAUACAGCAAUAACGCCAAUUAUAAGGACAUCGUACAACUGGAUUACCUGGUGAUUGGAGGUACGUAAACAAUAAUUAUAUCAAAACCUUGGUGAAGGCUGUAUGCUGCAGUGUAUCAAGUACAUUUUAUGACAUGAAUCUUUUGAAGUUGUUUCAUGCAGAGCUUUUUUUCUCUAAUUGAUGCUAUUUUUUUGUGGUCUCUAUUUUUGGGGAUUGUAGAUUUGGUUGACUGAGCUGAAAAACGGGAUCAUAUGCAUUCUUAUCCUUUUCUUAGAGUCGCCAGUGUUGUUGCAUCUACCUGCAAUGCAUCUUAUUGGUAUCUUAAAGCAGUUUCAGCUUGUAAAUUUGACGAAAGUUUUGUAGAAUCUAUACUUUUUUUCUUGUAUCUAAAGUCACGUGUUCCUUAAUUUACGUUACAGUUUCUUAAUAUACGUUAGAGCCCCUUUGUUUCCGGGAGGCAUCCGAGUGAAGACUUGCACGAAUGGUGUGCCAAAGUGGCGGUAAAUUUGAACGUGUCAAAAAAUUCUCUUUAAUAACAUCGUGUUCAAAGUGAUUUUUUUUUCUCGCACGUUCUCAUAGUAAUGUGCAUUUUCAACUCUAAAAAAAUAACUUUUUAAGUUAUGGGCGCUUUAAAUCCAUCUGUUGUUAUUUGCUUAAUUAUCUUCAGACUUGGAUCCCUGCAUAGACGUUACGUGUUAUUAUCACAGCUUCUGUAAGGCGUUUGGACCCCAUGAUGCACGCUGUGUAUGUGUGGAUAGCUGCCCAUCUUACAAAGAACCCGUUUGCUCAUCAAAUGGCACAACGUACGACAACAGAUGUUUGUUUGAAAGAGAAGUUUGUCUACAUCGACUAAACUUAACCGUGCAACAUCCUGGUAGCUGUGAAGGUUAGUACAGUUGUUUUUGAAUCUGUGAUUUUUCUUUUUAUUAGAUUUCAGUAUUAAUCCCUUAGUGAAUUUUUCGAAUGAGUAAUUUACUUACCCAUGUAAUCUGGAGGGAAAAACGGCGAUAGAUGCAUGACUUUAUGGAAGUACAGAAUUUUACGUAAUUUUGCUAAAACGUUUGACAGGGGCAAUGCUAAUAAGAAUACUGGUCAGAAAAAGUGGCGGAUACACUUAUAUUUAAGCAUUUUCAGUUAAUACUCAAGGAAAAUUUUUUUUUUUAAAAUAUGUAUCACUGAAAGAAAUUUAAAACUGAUUCUUCUCUCUGAGAUUAGUAGUAUAGUAGUAGUAGUGGUAGUAGUAGUAAUAGUAGUAGUAGUAGUAAUAAUAGUAGUAGUAGUAGUAGCAGUAAUUGUUUGCAUUUCGUACCCGGACGUAUCUCUGCCUAACAUAUCUGGAUAACGUCCUUUCCUAGAGUUAUAUUUUUUAAGCAUAACUGGAACUGAAUCUUUUCUUUGCGAGAAGUAGUAGUUACAGUGAAUGUUCACUUUCCUUUCCUUUAGCGCUAAUAGGCUUGACCAUUUGCCACCGUGUAGCUCUGCUCAGGAUGCAAGUUCUAAUCUCUCCACUGCUUGCCAUGCUAUUGACCUAAUGCAGUGACAAGCGAUACAUUGUCCGGUGUGAAGUUUCCCUGGACUUCUAUAGUAGAGAGUAACAACCCUCUUUAUUAGAACCACUCAUUUGCUUUAAGUUCUGGGUAAAUGCCCUUUGCUCCGCAUGCUUGUCAUACUAAUCUAUAGUUCAUCUUGAAAUGUGUUUUCUAGGAUUUCCUUUUCAGCGUGGUCGUCGCCACAUGCCACAUAUUCCAUCCUUGGGCUACUCUCACUGUCAUGCCAUUCAUUUCAAACCGUUUGUGUUUUACCCUGACAAACCCAUUCAAGUGCAGAUAACUGUCAAUCAUAUGGAUACCAGUGACAAAUCGUAUGUCCAUGACGCGGCGGCGUAUCGUGGGUUGAAAAUGUGA